AUGGACAGACUGGCUAGACCGUCACUUUUUGUUAUUCCAUUGCUGUUGACCGUUUUUAAAAGAACAGCAAUGUCUAAUUUUACUUACACAAAUGGAUUACAUUCUGUUGCUUUUGUUACAGUUCCGAGUAAUGAUGUUGCUAAAAAAUUAGCACAUGGGAUUGUGAGUAAUAAAUUAGCUGCUUGUGUUAAUAUUGUUCCUCAAAUAACUUCAAUUUACGAAUGGAAAGGUGAUAUACAAGAAGAUUCAGAAUUAUUACUCAUGAUAAAAACCAAAACAAAUUUAGUCGAUAAAUUAACUGAUUUCGUUAGGAAAAAUCAUCCAUAUGAAGUUUGCGAAGUUAUAAGCACUCCUAUUGCUAAAGGAAAUGAACCUUAUCUGAAAUGGAUCAAUGAUGUUUUGCCUGAAAACUAA
Molecule: messenger RNA, 414 nt
Organism: Pediculus humanus corporis (human body louse)
Lineage: Eukaryota; Metazoa; Arthropoda; Insecta; Psocodea; Pediculidae
Exons: 5
Coding region: 1-414 (137 amino acids)
Biological process (GO): response to metal ion
Molecular function (GO): copper ion binding
Source: RefSeq, a predicted model, not a curated record